Mastomys coucha (southern multimammate mouse) is the source of this 3864-nucleotide messenger RNA. RefSeq names its product transcription factor 7 like 2 (gene Tcf7l2). Lineage: Eukaryota; Metazoa; Chordata; Mammalia; Rodentia; Muridae. Gene Ontology annotation, biological process: canonical Wnt signaling pathway; regulation of transcription by RNA polymerase II. The coding region runs from base 54 to 1661 and encodes 535 amino acids. The transcript has 17 exons. The record is from RefSeq and is a predicted model, not a curated record. Gene Ontology annotation, molecular function: DNA-binding transcription factor activity, RNA polymerase II-specific; RNA polymerase II cis-regulatory region sequence-specific DNA binding. Gene Ontology annotation, cellular component: beta-catenin-TCF complex; catenin-TCF7L2 complex.
UUUUCUUCCUCCUUCAUUUUUCUUCCAAAAUUGCUGCUGGUGGGUGAAAAAACAUGCCGCAGCUGAACGGCGGUGGAGGAGACGACCUCGGCGCUAACGACGAACUGAUCUCCUUCAAAGACGAAGGCGAGCAGGAGGAGAAGAACUCGGAAAACUCCUCUGCGGAGAGGGAUUUAGCCGAUGUCAAGUCCUCGCUGGUCAAUGAAUCAGAGACGAAUCAAAACAGCUCCUCCGAUUCCGAGGCGGAAAGACGGCCUCCGCCUCGCUCCGAAAGUUUCCGAGAUAAAUCCCGGGAAAGUUUGGAAGAAGCGGCCAAGAGGCAAGAUGGAGGGCUCUUUAAGGGGCCACCGUAUCCCGGCUACCCCUUCAUCAUGAUCCCCGACCUGACGAGCCCCUACCUCCCCAACGGAUCGCUCUCGCCCACCGCCCGAACCCUCCAUUUUCAAUCCGGCAGCACUCAUUACUCUGCGUACAAAACGAUUGAACACCAGAUUGCAAUUCAGUAUCUUCAGAUGAAAUGGCCACUGCUCGAUGUCCAAGCAGGAACCCUCCAGAGCAGACAAGCGCUCAAGGAUGCCCGCUCACCGUCGCCAGCACACAUCGUGCAGAGCCCCCUCCCUUGCUGCACUCAGGGCCAUGCCUGUCCGCACUUCUACACCCCCUCAGACUUCACUGUCAGCACGCGAGUCUUCCGGGACACGAAAAGCAGCCACUCCUUACAAAAGGUUGGGGAGCCCUGGUAUCUGGAGUCGAACAAAGUACCGGUGGUGCAACACCCCCACCAUGUCCACCCACUCACGCCUCUCAUCACGUACAGCAAUGAACACUUCACCCCGGGAAAUCCACCUCCGCAUUUACCAGCUGACGUAGACCCUAAAACAGGAAUCCCACGGCCUCCACACCCUCCUGAUAUCUCUCCAUAUUACCCGCUGUCGCCCGGCACUGUAGGACAAAUCCCCCAUCCGCUAGGAUGGUUAGUACCACAGCAAGGUCAGCCUGUGUACCCAAUCACCACAGGAGGAUUCAGACACCCCUACCCCACAGCGCUCACAGUCAACGCAUCUAUGUCUAGCUUUCUGUCUUCUAGGUUCCCUCCCCAUAUGGUCCCUCCCCAUCACACUCUGCACACAACUGGCAUCCCUCACCCGGCCAUCGUCACACCAACAGUCAAGCAGGAAUCCUCACAGAGUGACGUCGGCUCCCUCCAUAGCUCAAAGCAUCAGGACUCCAAAAAGGAAGAAGAGAAGAAGAAGCCCCACAUAAAGAAGCCCCUUAAUGCAUUCAUGUUGUAUAUGAAGGAGAUGAGAGCAAAGGUGGUGGCCGAAUGCACAUUGAAAGAGAGUGCAGCCAUUAACCAGAUCCUCGGGCGCAGGUGGCAUGCCCUGUCCAGAGAAGAACAGGCCAAGUACUACGAGCUGGCCCGGAAGGAGCGGCAGCUUCACAUGCAGCUGUACCCUGGCUGGUCUGCACGGGAUAACUAUGGGAAGAAGAAGAAGAGAAAAAGAGACAAGCAGCCAGGGGAAACCAAUGAACACAGCGAAUGUUUCCUAAAUCCUUGCCUUUCGCUUCCUCCGAUCACAGACCUGAGCGCUCCUAAGAAAUGCCGAGCGCGCUUUGGCCUUGAUCAACAGAAUAACUGGUGCGGCCCCUGCAGUCUUUGAAUUUGGAAUAUUAUGAUGGAGAAAAAAAAAGUGCGUUCGCUACAUACAAGGUGAAGGCAGCUGCCUCAGCCCACCCUCUUCAGAUGGAAGCUUACUAGACUCGCCUCCCCCCUCACCGCAUCUGCUAGGCUCCCCUCCCCAAGACGCCAAGUCACAGACUGAGCAGACACAGCCGCUCUCUCUGUCCCUGAAGCCUGAUCCUCUGGCCCACCUGUCCAUGAUGCCUCCGCCACCCGCGCUCCUGCUGGCCGAAGCUGUCCACGGCAAGGCCUCUGCCCUCUGUCCCAACGGGGCCCUGGACCUGCCACCUGCCACUCUGCAGCCGUCCAUGGUCCCUUCCUCAUCGCUCGCACAACCAUCUACUUCUUCCUUACAUUCCCACAACUCACUGGCUGGGACGCAACCCCAGCCUUUGUCUCUGGUGACCAAGUCUUUAGAAUAGCUCCGCCUCCUAGUCCUCCACGCGCCUGCUUAAUUGAAGUGUUUCCUUCUGGUUCUUGGUUCGCCCUUCCCUGCUUGGAAAGCUUUUGUUUUGUACUCUUUAAUUUUGUGCCGCCGUGGCUACAUGAGUUAAUGUUUAUGGAGUUCAUUGGUCAAUAUUUGACCCAUUCUUAUUUCAAUUUCUCCUUUUAAAUAUGUAGAUGAGAGAAACCUCAUGAUUCUACCAAAAUUUUUAUCAACAGCUGUUUAAAGUCUUUGUAGCGUUUAAAAAAUAUAUAUAUAUACAUAACUGUUAUGUAGUUCGGAUAGCUUAGUUUUAAAAGACUGAUUUAAAAAACAAAAAGAAAAAAAGAGAGAGAAGCAAUUUUGAAGCAGCCUCCAGAAGGAGUUGGUUCUGUAUUAUUUGUAUUAAAUACGAGCUUGCGAACCAAUCACUUUACACCUUGGUAUUUAAACCAUGAGGGCACAACGAAUGCAGUGCCGUUUCUUUCUUUUUUUUUUCUUUCUUUCUUUUUUUUCUCCCGUGUGAAACAACUUUUAUCAUGAUGUUACUUGUUAUUGUUUAAAUGUACAGAAACAAAGGGUUAAAAUGUGUUAAUAUACCUUGUUCCAUGGUGUUGUUCUUUUGGGGGGGGAGGGGACACUACUCAACAAUGAAUGGAAUCAACACUGUUGGACCAGUAGUAUUUAUUGCUUUAGAGGUUGCUUGUCGUACCUGUACGUCCGUCCAAUUUUAAAUAUGUUCUCCUUUUUUUUUUUGAAACUGUAUAAAGUUCCCCCCCCUUAGCAUAAGCAUCUUAUAUAUAACAACUCAUUUGUACAAGGUUUUUAAGUUUAUAUAUAAAAUGUGUAUAUAUUUUUUGUUUCCUUUUUUUUUGACUUUCGUUUGUUUGUUUGUUUGUUUCUGUAUAAAACCCAGAUGCCACCAAAUGGACAUUGAUAGUUGCAUUAAGGAUCAGUAGCAUUAACAGAAGUUGCUUUAAAAGCCAUUAUGUAAAACAAGACUUGAACGUUAGCGAGAGGGUCUGAGCAGCCGUGUGAGCAGCCGUGGGAACCACCCCGUUUCCCCCUUGACCUCCUAGUCAAUUGCCCUGUGCUCUUAGAACAUGGACUGACCGUGUGCAAAACUUUUAUGUGCCAAAAUUCUCAGUGACUUUAGCUUUCUCCCUCUUUUUUGAUGCCGUACUUUCUGUUCGCCAUGUUUUGCUGUGAUGUUACAUAGAUAGAUUUGUAUGUAGUUUUAAUGUCACCUAUAACAAAAUGUGUUUGGUAGCAGACUCUCCAGAAAGCAUUUUAAAUGAAGAGGUCUAAACCCUUAAGGGCCAAAAAAUUCUGUAUAUUAGAUUACUCUUAAAUGAAAAAGAAAAAAAUAAAAAAAAACCAGCUGCCGCUUUUAUGUACACAUAUUACAUACAAGUAGGUAGUGAACUUAAAAAACAAGAAAACCUAGGCAUGCCGAUGUUGUAAAAUGCUGUAUAAAGCUGAGGCCUGUUCCUUCAGUGCCAUCGUAGUUGACAUGAAGCGAUUGUAAAACUGUCUCCGGUUUUCUCUGGUUUAUUAAAAUGCUAACUAUAACAUUUUUUUUGUGUGAAUACUUUGAAUGUUUCCUAACAGUUGUGGUGUUACUGUUCUGUUCGAUGCUUAUCCCAAGUUCAUUUUUGAAUGGUUUGGAAGCCAUUUUGUAAUGAAUAAAUGUCCAUGCUGUACAGUACUUGUAGCAUGCUGUUCUGGAUUAAUAAAAGCAACUUAGUCUGUGCAGAAA